AUGCAAUUGCAUGGCAUUGUGUCGCGCGUCUGCAACAACUCCUGUCGAUUGCCGCGGUCUUCCCCUACAACUGCAGAUGACCUGCCGCACGACGGAUGGCAUACGGUAGUAGCUGUUGGCAGCGCUCGGCAGCAGCAUAACCUAACUGCUCGCAGCUGCUCCUGGCGGCGGACGCAGCGGCUACAUUAUUGGCGGUUCAAUUCCUCGCGCACCGCUGCAACUCUUGGAGCACCGCUACAGCUCAUGGGGCAUGGUUUUCUCCUUCCUGCCGAGGUGGCGCAUGGAAGCAGCUACAACUGGCGUACACCAGCACCUGGUGGACAGCAGCACCUGGCAGACAGCAGCACUUGGCGGGCUGCACUUGCAGAAGCAGCAGCUGGUGGCACACAGCAUCUUCAGUGCCUGGCGGCCUGCAGUUUCCUCUCACGCCAUGUAGCUAAGCGGCGCACGAGCUGUAGCCUCGGCUGGUGGCGCACUGGAGUAGUACCAGCAGCGCGGGGUGAGCGGCUACCAACAGCACGUGCAGUACCAAGGUACUUGGUAGCAACAGUAGCUAGCAAACUGCAGCGGCAGUUGCUAGCUUAUAAUGGUGGCUAG
Molecule: messenger RNA, 597 nt
Organism: Closterium sp. Yama58-4
Lineage: Eukaryota; Viridiplantae; Streptophyta; Zygnematophyceae; Desmidiales; Closteriaceae
Source: the annotation of a GenBank genome assembly